CUUCAAUCUCUCACAAACCUCGCUUCGCCUAUCUCCUCCUAACCAGCCGUCUUUGAAUUCCUAGCUCGCCGCCACCGCCUCCGCCUUAGAAGUGGUCACUCUAUGUUCCAAUGGCUCACGGACGGCUCAACAACUCCGCCAACGGCCAAAAACGCAGCUUCUCCGACGAGAAUCGUAAACCCGACGACUUCGCCAAGAAGCAGAAGCUUACGCAGCACAGGAAGUCUCUGCCGAUCGCUUCUGUUGAGAAGCGUCUCGUAGAGGAGGUACGAAAGCAUGACACUUUGAUUAUUGUUGGUGAAACCGGAAGCGGAAAAACAACGCAAUUACCGCAGUUUUUGUACAAUGCUGGAUUUUGUGGGUAUGGGAAAGUCAUUGGGGUGACUCAACCUAGGCGUGUGGCUGCUAUGACUGUGGCAAAGCGGGUGGCUGAGGAAUGCGGUGUUGCUUUGGGUGAAAAGGUUGGUUAUUCUGUGAGAUUUGAUGAUGUGACCUCUAGUUCAACGAGGAUCAAGUAUAUGACAGAUGGAUUGCUACUGAGGGAAGCAUUAUUGGAUCCAUAUCUAUCUAAGUAUUCAGUUGUCAUUGUCGAUGAAGCUCACGAGAGAACUGUCCAGACUGAUGUCUUACUCGGCUUGCUUAAAAAUGUACAAAAUGCAAGGGCAAAAGUUGUGAAUAACCACCUAGAUACAAAAAACAAGAAAACAAGUAAUGACAUGCAGUUGGAUAAAGAAAAUGGUUCCCAGACUUUUAGUUUCUUGAAGCAAUGCCAAGGAAAGAAUCCAUUGAAGUUAAUUAUCAUGUCUGCUAGUUUGGAUGCACGAAUUUUCUCCGAGUACUUUGGUGGUGCAAGAGCUGUUCACAUCCAAGGUCGACAAUUUCCUGUCGAUAUAUAUUAUACUCAUCAUAAUGUACAAGAUUAUCUAGAUGCAGCGUUAACUGCCAUAUUUCAGAUUCAUAUGGAGGAGGACCCUGGUGAUGUACUUGUAUUUUUGACUGGUCAAGAAGAAAUUGAAUCUGUACAGAGACUUGUCAAAGAGAGACUUAAACAGUUACCUGAAACAAGUCAAAAACUAGUAGCUGUUCCUAUAUUCUCAUCUCUUCCAUCAGAACAGCAAAUGCAAGUGUUUGCACCAGCUCCUGAUGGAUUUCGUAAGGUAAUAUUGGCAACGAAUAUCGCUGAGACAUCUGUCACAAUACCUGGAAUCAAGUAUGUUAUAGAUCCUGGGUUCGUAAAAGCACGUACCUAUGAUCCGAAUAAAGGGUUAUCAAGUUUGAAUGUUAUUCCAAUUUCAAAAGCGCAGGCUCUUCAGAGGAGUGGGCGUGCAGGGAGAGAGAGAUCAGGGAAGUGCUUCCGCCUCUACCCAGAAAAUCAAUUUGAGAAACUUGAGGAUUCAACAAAGCCAGAGAUCAAGCGGUGCGACCUCGCUAGUAUAAUUCUGCAACUUAAGGUUCUGGGCGUUGAUGAUGUCAUUGGGUUCGACUUCAUAGAUAAACCUUCAAGGUCGGCUAUUGUCAAAUCACUGGAGCAAUUGUAUGUGCUAGGUGCUUUAACAGAUGAGUGCAAACUGUCAGAAGUUGGACGUCAAAUGGCAAGCCUUCCGCUAGACCCUAUUUACUCAAAAGCUCUAAUCCGAGCAAGUGAAACUGAAUUCAAUUGCCUUGAAGAGAUGUUGAUAACUGUUGCAAUGCUCUCAGUCGAGUCUAUAUUUUUCGCUCCCCGUGAGAAAUUAAACGAGGCCAGAAUUGCCAUGAAGUGCUUUGCAAGUCCAGAUGGGGACCACCUCACUUUGGUUAAUGUAUAUCGAGCGUUUAGUGAGUUCUCAGAGAAGAGAUCAGAUCUCAGUAAAGAGAAACAUGAAAAAAGUAUCAGGAAAUGGUGCAAGGACAAUUUCAUUAAUAGUCGCUCCCUGAAGCAUGCUCGUGACAUACAUAGCCAAAUCCGAGGAAAUGUUGAACAAAUGGGUCUUCAUGUAGCUUCCUGCGGGGAUGACAUGCUUCCGUUUCGAAGAUGUCUUGCUGCCUCUUUCUUCCUCAAUGCAGCAUUAAAACAGCCUGAGGGAACAUACAGGGCUUUAGCAAAUGGUCAGGUGGUUCGGAUCCAUCCUUCGUCUGUGUUGUUCCAUGAGAAACCAGAGUGUGUAGUAUUUAAUGAAUUAGUCGAAACUAAUCAUAAAUACAUCCGCAACACAACUAGAAUCGAUUAUUUGUGGUUACAUGAGCUUGCUCCUCAUUUCUAUGCCAUGCAGAAUUGAAUCUAGUGCCAAGAGGUCUUGGAUCGAUUUGAGCUUUUAUUACAAGAUUUUGGCUUGGGUAACGUUUUUGUAAUGUUGAAUGCAACUCUUUGAUAGUUGCUCGGAAUGCGAA
Fragaria vesca subsp. vesca is the source of this 2367-nucleotide messenger RNA. Its product is annotated as ATP-dependent RNA helicase DHX8-like. The coding region runs from base 111 to 2255 and encodes 714 amino acids. The transcript has 14 exons. The record is from RefSeq and is a predicted model, not a curated record. Gene Ontology annotation, molecular function: ATP hydrolysis activity; ATP binding; RNA binding. Gene Ontology annotation, cellular component: intracellular anatomical structure; nucleolus. NCBI's taxonomy places the organism in Eukaryota, Viridiplantae, Streptophyta, Magnoliopsida, Rosales, Rosaceae. Gene Ontology annotation, biological process: positive regulation of transcription by RNA polymerase I.